AUGCCGUACAACAUCGCCAUGGUCAGCGACAACUUCUAUCCCCAGCCCGGAGGAGUGGAGAGUCACAUGUACCAACUCUCAAGCAAACUCAUCGACCGCGGACAUAAAGUCAUAGUCAUUACACACGCCUAUGCCGGCCGAAAGGGCGUACGCUACCUGACCAAUGGGCUCAAGGUCUACUACGUUCCCUUCUUGGUCAUCUACCGCGAAACGACCUUUCCCACCGUCUUCUCCUUCUUCCCUAUCUUCCGCAACAUUGUCAUCCGCGAGCGCAUUGAGAUUGUCCAUGGGCACGCCAGUCUCAGCAGCCUGUGUCACGAGGCCAUCCUGCAUGCACGUACAAUGGGAUUGAGAACCGUCUUUACAGAUCACAGUCUGUUUGGCUUUGCAGAUGCUGGGAGUAUUCUCACCAACAAGCUGCUCAAGUUCACUCUGAGCGACGUUGAUCAUGUCAUCUGUGUCAGCCAUACUUGUAAGGAGAACACUGUCCUCAGAGCCUCACUAGACCCUCUCAUGGUUUCGGUAAUCCCCAACGCAGUCGUCGCUGAGAACUUCCGCCCUCUUUCGCAUAACUCGCAAGAUACAGUGCAGCACAGGGCGCCCGGGCCUCGGCAGCCCAUGGAUCCAGACGAAAUCAUUACCGUGAUUGUCAUCCAGCGACUCUACUACAACAAAGGCACCGACUUGUUAGUAGCCGCCAUCCCUCAUAUCAUUGCAGCAAACCCAAAUGUCCGUUUCAUAAUUGCUGGUAAUGGGCCAAAGGCCAUUGAUCUCGAGCAGAUGAUUGAGCGGAAUGUUCUACAGGACAAAGUUCUCAUGAUUGGCCCUGUCCGUCACGAGGAAGUCCGCGACGUCAUGGUACGCGGCCACAUCUACCUCUGUCCAUCUUUGACCGAGGCGUUUGGUACGGUCAUUGUAGAAGCCGCAUCCUGCGGUCUCUAUGUCGUAGCCACAAGAGUCGGUGGUAUCCCUGAAGUUUUGCCCACGCACAUGGUAGAAUUCGCAGCGCCAGAAGAGGAUGAGCUUGUCGAAGCGACUGGACGUGCGAUCGCCAAAUUACGGGCUGGAAAAGUCAGGACGGAGCUGUUCCACAAUCAGGUCAAGCAAAUGUACUCUUGGACCGACAUUGCCCAACGAACAGAAAGGGUAUACGACGGCAUCAGUGGCGUCAUCAGCCACAGCGAAUUCUACCAGGGCGCUGGAGCAGCUGGAGCAUGGAGUGCCACCAGAGGUCGAGCUGGAGUGCAAAGCUUUGCACUCAUCGAGCGCUUAAAGAGAUAUUUCGGGUGCGGAAUCUGGGCUGGCAAGCUCUUCUGCAUUUGUGUCAUUGUCGACUAUCUAAUUUUCCUCGUGUUGGAAACUUUUGCACCCAGGUCAAGAAUCGAUAUCUGCAAGGAUUGGCCCAAGAAGCCGAUUCAGCCAAAACCAGAGCUCAGCAGGCGAUACGGGGAUAACACGGACGAGGAAACAGGAAUAAUGAGAAAAAGGAGCACCAGGUAUCGCAAGCAGAAAAGAGAUGUGCUGGAAGAUAGUUGA
Exserohilum turcica Et28A is the source of this 1536-nucleotide messenger RNA. Its product is annotated as glycosyltransferase family 4 protein. Gene Ontology annotation, molecular function: phosphatidylinositol N-acetylglucosaminyltransferase activity. Gene Ontology annotation, biological process: GPI anchor biosynthetic process. Lineage: Eukaryota; Fungi; Ascomycota; Dothideomycetes; Pleosporales; Pleosporaceae. The record is from RefSeq and is a predicted model, not a curated record. The transcript is spliced from 5 exons. Bases 1 to 1536 code for a protein of 511 amino acids. Gene Ontology annotation, cellular component: glycosylphosphatidylinositol-N-acetylglucosaminyltransferase (GPI-GnT) complex.